UCGCUCUUACUUUUUCUCUUGGCAAGCAUUUUAGAGGUGCACAAUCCUCUCUCUCUCUCUACAAAGUAAACCCAUCUGCAUUGCUUUCUCAACCAACCAUCUCCACCCCCACCUUAUCCAUUUCCUCCCAUCCUUUCCCAUACAAAAUCCCAUUUACUUCCCUCCCACUUAUCUUUGCGUUUCUUCAAAUUAGCAAACCACUCCUCAGAUACCAUCACAAAAGGUAUUGUGUAAUAAAUCUUGCAUUUUUUCUUUCCUCUUUUGCAGACAAUAAUGGCUACUCUAUCAUCAGCCACCAUUACUGCUGCCACAACCACCAUUGCCAACUCUAGAAGGAGGAAGAACAAUGUGCACUACUUAACAGGGCUCAACUCUUUUGGUGGGCUCAAGGCUCACAACAGUGUGGCCUCACUAGGCCUUCCUGCAUGCACCGAGCAGUCCUUUGCAAAAGUGGUGAGCUCCCUGAAACUUCCGUCACAAGGCAAAGGCAGACGUGGAGGAGCUCUAUCUUCUACCUGUAAUGCUGCUGGUGAGAUUUUCAGUAUUGCAGUCAUCAUAAAUGGGCUGGUUCUUAUUGGAGUUGCAGUGGGGUUCGUCCUCCUUCGAAUCGAAGCGUCUGUUGAAGAGGCAGAGUGAGAAUUUUAGAACUUCGAUUGUUUUAUGCUUUUUUGCUCAUCAAGAUUUCUAUCUCCUGAAUUCUUCAAUUGAUGUAGAACUGUAUUGUUUUGCAUAUUUAAAACAAAUUAGUAAA
Messenger RNA from Carya illinoinensis, 751 nucleotides. RefSeq lists its product as uncharacterized. Lineage: Eukaryota; Viridiplantae; Streptophyta; Magnoliopsida; Fagales; Juglandaceae. Gene Ontology annotation, cellular component: cytochrome b6f complex. The record is from RefSeq and is a predicted model, not a curated record. The transcript is spliced from 2 exons. The coding region runs from base 274 to 636 and encodes 120 amino acids.